Messenger RNA from Passer domesticus (house sparrow), 803 nucleotides. It is a transcript of the gene TTC32, whose product is annotated as tetratricopeptide repeat domain 32. NCBI's taxonomy places the organism in Eukaryota, Metazoa, Chordata, Aves, Passeriformes, Passeridae. The record is from RefSeq and is a predicted model, not a curated record. The transcript is spliced from 3 exons. Bases 97 to 498 code for a protein of 133 amino acids. Gene Ontology annotation, molecular function: protein binding.
CGCGGCCCCGCUCCUGUCGCCAUUGCCGCGUCCGCUCCCCGGCCAGCGCCUCCCUGACGCGGCCGCGCGCGCCGGCGUGCCCGUGACGUCAGCGCGAUGGCGGGGGAGGCGGCGGCGCUGCUGGCGGCGGCGCGGGCGGAGCUGCGGGCGCGGCGGCUCUCGGCGGCCGAGGAGCUCUUCAGCCGCUUCAUCGCCCGCAGCCCCGCGGGUGCCCGCAGCGACCUCGCCACGGCGCUCAACGACCGCGGGCAGGUGCGGUACCUGCGCGUGGAGUUCGCCGCCGCCGUGCAGGACUUCACGGCCGCCAUCGAGUGCCAGCCCGGCUUCGAGGUGCCCUACUACAACCGCGGGCUGGUGCGCUACCGGCUGGGAGACUUUGAUGAGGCCAUGAAAGAUUUCAGGAAAGUAUUAGAGUUGAACCCCCAAUUUGAAGAUGCUGCAUUGAGUCUAAAACAGGCUAUUCUUGAUAAAGAAGAAAAACAGAAGCGGGGUUAUUGAAAAUGCAGGUAGUGAUGUGAUGUGAAAAUAUUCCACUAAACAUGUGAUUUUUGUCAUUGAUGGAUGAAACACAAGAUCGUUUACAUCUGUUAUGACCUCUUGAAGAACUUCAUUCGUAGGUAAAUAAGUUAAAAAUUGAUUAUGAUUGCAAAGUAACCUGAAUGUGGGAUUUCUGUCCUUGAAGGAAGGUGUAAUGUUGAUCUCUGUGAGACACAUGUACAGAUUUUGUACAGAAAUACUUUGUAAUUCUAUAAUAAAUGUAUUAGCCAGAUUAAUUGAAAAUAAAAAUGAACACGUACUUUUUA